Molecule: messenger RNA, 745 nt
Organism: Sciurus carolinensis (gray squirrel)
Lineage: Eukaryota; Metazoa; Chordata; Mammalia; Rodentia; Sciuridae
Product: C-C motif chemokine 2-like
Exons: 3
Coding region: 58-468 (136 amino acids)
Biological process (GO): cellular response to interleukin-1; monocyte chemotaxis; neutrophil chemotaxis
Cellular component (GO): extracellular region
Molecular function (GO): chemokine activity; CCR chemokine receptor binding
Source: RefSeq, a predicted model, not a curated record
AGAACAACUCAGAAACCUCCAACUCCCAGGCUGAAGCUCACUCUCUCACCCUCCACCAUGAAGGUCUCCGCAGUCCUUCUGUGCCUGAUGCUCACAGUGGCCGCCUUCAGCAGCCUCGUGCUUGCUCAGCCAGAUGCAGUGAAUUCCCCAGUCACCUGCUGCUACACACUCACCAGCAAGAAGAUCCCCUUGAAGAGGCUGAUGAGCUAUAGGGAAGUCACCAGCAGCAAGUGUCCCAAGGAAGCCGUGAUUUUCACAACCGUACUGAACAAAGAGAUCUGCGCUGACCCCAUGCAGAAGUGGGUCCAGGAAUACCUUGCCACGAUGAACCAGAAAACUGGUCUGGACCAGAACCCAGCUGCUCUAGGAACUGCAACUCCUGCGAACACUAACUUCACCACCCAAGAACCUGCAGCCAGUUCAUCUACCACAAGCUUUCUCUCCAAAAACUCUAAAACUAGUAUAUGAACUUUAUUGAUAAGAAACACGAUGCCUUCAAAAAUGUUAAUCUUAUUUAAGUUAUUGAUGUUUUAAUUUUAUUUUCUAUGAAUAAUGGUAUUUUUUAGAUUCAGAAACUUGGACAUAUGGCUAUCCUUUUGUGAACCCCCAAUUCCUCCCUGGUAUGUUGUGUGAAGUUCUUGACAAAGAUCAUGACUGUGUUUGAAAUCCCAAGACCUUGCAAAGAUAUUAUUGUGGAAAUUAUUAUAAUAUAACUAUGGAAUAAAAUGUAUAUUUUUGUAUAAAA